This is a messenger RNA of Larimichthys crocea (large yellow croaker), 1166 nucleotides long. RefSeq names its product neugrin, neurite outgrowth associated (gene ngrn). The transcript has 3 exons. Gene Ontology annotation, cellular component: nucleus. Bases 90 to 1067 code for a protein of 325 amino acids. The record is from RefSeq and is a predicted model, not a curated record. NCBI's taxonomy places the organism in Eukaryota, Metazoa, Chordata, Actinopteri, Sciaenidae.
UGAUGUUUGCGGAAGUACGUCCACGAGUUUCAAGGGUUUGACGGCAUGUCUGUGUCGGUGUCUCCUCCAUAACAUUUAACCUGUGCUUAAUGCUAUUAGCUCACAGAGAGGGGACACUCUCCGUGAGCAUGGCUCGACCUCUGCAGGUCCUCUCCCUCCUCUCCAGGCUGGGUGCUCUGUCAGGGAUCCCCUCAGCUUCCACUAACUACUGUCGGUUUGCAAGCAGAGGUGUCCAAGGCAGUAAGGCGUGGAUGGGACAGAGCCAUGCACACAAAGACAGAGGACAGUCAAACAGAGCUUCGAGAUACAAAGACGAGACGUAUGAUGAAGAGCUUGGAUGGGAGGAUGUAGAUGAUGUAGAAGACAAGCUCCAGGCUUUGGUUGAUGAGGGGCGAAAGAGGCAGAGGACUGUGAAAUAUCAUAUCCUGAGAAGGCAGAUGACUGCACCAGGAGCUCCACAGAGGAAGCUCACCUGGGACGCUAUGGAGCAGAUCAGAUACCUGAAGCAGGAGCAACCAGAUGAGUGGACUGUAGAGCGUCUGGCUGAGGGCUUCUCUGUCACCCCUGAUGUCAUCCUGAGAGUCCUCAGGAGCAAGUUUGUCCCCACGCCGGAGAGAAAAGGCAAGCAGGAUGCUAAAUUAAUGGCUGAACUGAGCCAGCAGGUGCUGCCUUCAGGUCAUGGGAAAGGGCAGGACAGGCUGAAGCUGCCUGGAAAGCGCACAUCAGCUGUACUCCCAUCCGGAAGACAAGAAGGUGCAAUGGUGCCUGUGGCUGACCAGACUUUAAUGCUGCGAGAUGAAGUCUCACAGGCUCCUGUCACUGUUCUACCCGCCCAAGUCAGAGGGGGUAUUAGUAGAGACGCCCCAGUGACACAAUCAACAGAGGAGGACAGCACCACAAACACAAAUCCUACAAAGGAAGACAACGAGGAUGAGGAAAGUUGGGACGGACAGGUGUUGACAGAAGAAGAACUUGAGGAGUUUAUGGACAUGGAAAUGCCCACUCCUGUGAUGCAAGUUGGGAAAGAUUUCUUUGAUGCAGAGGGCAAUUUCUUGUAUAGAAUCUGAAGAUGUUUUGAGCUGAACUGUUGGCAAUAUUCUGCUUGAUGGCUUUCUGAAAGGAUAAUCACUGUGCAGGCAAAAUAAAGGAUCAAUUUCUGUACUCAG